AUGGAUCCAAGAACUCCUCAGACUGGUAUUUAUCCCCAACAAUAUUCAAAUGCAGAUGAUCAAAAUAAUGCGCAUUUACAAGCUUAUAGUAGCAACUCAAACCCUAUGAUGUCAAUUGCGGAAACUAGGUCUGUUUAUCCAGUACCAGUGUCAUCUAAAACAAUAUCCAAAGCAAGAUUGCAUUCCAAAGUUAAUGGUCCAGGAUGUGCAGGAGUUGAAAAACCAAUAAUUACAAGAGUUCAAAUUACUGAAGAAGCUAAAAGACAAUUUGAAAUUUUUUUUGCUGACAAAAAUAUUGUCAAUUUAAGUUCUUAUAGA
Molecule: messenger RNA, 318 nt
Organism: Entrophospora sp. SA101
Lineage: Eukaryota; Fungi; Glomeromycota; Glomeromycetes; Entrophosporales; Entrophosporaceae
Source: the annotation of a GenBank genome assembly